Molecule: messenger RNA, 1510 nt
Organism: Mytilus trossulus (common blue mussel)
Lineage: Eukaryota; Metazoa; Mollusca; Bivalvia; Mytilida; Mytilidae
Product: chitin synthase chs-2-like
Exons: 6
Coding region: 34-1431 (465 amino acids)
Cellular component (GO): cell septum; cell periphery
Molecular function (GO): chitin synthase activity
Source: RefSeq, a predicted model, not a curated record
UUUACGGAUACAAGUAUAUUGAAAGUUUUACUCAUGUGUGAAUCAGACCGGACUGUUGGGGCUGUCUGUGGUCGAACAUAUCCUACAGGAAUUCAGUAUCCUCCAAUUGUCUGGCUGCAGAUGUUCGAAUAUGCUAAAGAUUUAUGGAUGAAUAAGAGUGCACAGAAUAUUAUUGGUUCAGUUAUGUGUUGCCCCGGCUGUUUUAGUAUGUUCAAAUUGGAAGCUAUUAGGGACGUUGUUGCAGAAUAUUCGGUACCAGUAGGAAACAUGGAAGAUGUCUUUACAAAAGACAACGGGGAAGACAGAUGGAUGUGUACAUUGAUGAUGUUGAAGGGAUGGAAAUUAAGAUAUUGUAGUACGGCUACAAAUACUACGUUUUGUCCGGAAGAUAUGACUGAGUUUAUGAAACAACGCCGUAGAUGGAUACUAUCAGAUUAUGCAAAUGCUGUAUUGGUUAUUCGACAGCUAAGAACCUUGGUUUCCACAAACGAUGCUUUUUCCGUUUUGUUCGUCCUCUACUUAUUGCAACUAUUUCUUACAAAGCUUUUAUAUCCGGGAAUUACAAUUGUAACACUGUGCUAUGGUUUAGAGUUGGCAACUGGUGCCCCUCUUAUCAUUGUAGCUCCUGUGAUCGUUGCAAUAGUGCUUGUCUACUGCUUGAUGCUACUCAGCCGAGUUCCUUCAACAAUACAGUUAGUUAUCACAAAAAUGUUAAUAAUUAUCUUCGGAGCAGGAACAGUCUACAUAUCUGUUAUUGUCUUUAAAGACUUGGCAUAUGGUUAUUACAAUGGACAUUUUGAACAUGCAGAAGGCUUGUCAGUUGCAAUUGUAUUUGGAAGUUACAUAUAUGGAGCUGUUUUAUACCCAUGGGAUGCAUGGAUAUUGCUUACUGGUCCUGUAUACUUGUUUUUUAUUCCAUUUAUGUAUAUUUUAUUACCCCUCUACGCAAUCUGUAACAUUGUGGAUCAAUCAUGGGGUACACGUGAUAAGCUUCCAAACAUUAAACAGAACACGCAGAAAGAACCAGAAUCGCAACAAGUUGAAACAACGUGUCUGACUAGUUUGAGAGCAUCAUCGCUCAAUUUGAGUGACUUCAACCUAGAUGAAUUUAAAUUCUGGGAAGGGCUUGUGUUCAACGUUGUAGGAUCGUCGGUAACAAAUGGAUUAUCAAACGAAGACAGACAAAGAGGAUUGAAAUUAUUUAGACAAAAAGCGCUAAUGUACUUUCUUAGUGCUAAUCUAAUGUGCAUGGUUGCACUAUUAGGAUUUUAUGCCUUUCCAAUACACACUUUUAAUAGUACAUCCAUAUUUAGCAUUGCAAUGGGAGUUAUGCUAGGGUUACCACCCCUUAUUCAAAUAUCAGGUAGUACCGUGUACAGAAUUGGUGAUAUUUUAAAUCGUAUAGGUCGAUGGAUAAAUACUGUAACGUAAAGUUUUGUUUUCAACCGACCCUCGUGGUCAAUUUGUGGAUAUUAGUCCAUUGGAUAUGUAUUAGUCAUGUUAAUACAUG